AUGUCCUCACAUCAAAAGACAUUCGAUGAUACCCGCCUCAAAGUGUUUGAAUGGUUGAACAACACCCGCUAUGCAGCAUCUUCACUCGAACCGUUGAUUGGAGGUCAGGCAAACUUUACCUACCAUGCCAAACUUUUGACUCCUCUUGAAGAUGGGACUACUGAAGUUGUGGUCAAACACGGGGAGCCCUUUAUGGCAAGGCAUCCUACUAACGAGAUCACAACACAUCGAUGCUGUGUCGAAGCUGAGUGUUUGAUGGAGCUCAACUCGGCAGAAACGUAUCUGGAUCAACUUGGUGGCGCGAAUUGCACUGCCCGUACGCCGAGGUGCUUCUACUACGAUGAUGACACCAAAACUCAGAUCCACGAGUAUCUCCCUAACACGGUUGAUCUCAAGACGUACAUCCAAAACCAUUUCUCAUGGCCAACUCCCAAGAACCUUGAGCUGCCAUGCCGUAAUAUCGGCAAGACACUGGCAGAGUACAUCUCCAAGUUCCACCUCGCCAGCGGACCGAUGGUCCAGUCUCCACGAAAGUCAUUUACUGCGCUUCGAAGCAAUGAGCAGAUGCAAUCACUCAAGCACAUGAUCAAUUAUGAUUGGUUAUUGCAGCGAAUUGACCAGUUCCCCGACACUUUGUCUGAUGCGAGAGACGUAUUUUACCAGGUCAAGCUGCAGGCCUUGCUCGAGUCUAAUGAUAAACCUAUACACGGCGACUUUUGCCCCCAAAACAUUCUCCUUGCCGACGCGCCUCUUGAUUCUCAAACCGAUAUUUCCUUGUUCGUCGUCGACUGGGAGAACGGCCAACUCGGCGUAGAGAACCUUGACCAUGGAGAAAUGAUAGGGGAGCUGUACGCCCUGUGGCUGUCUCAGAAGAUGGACGCGGCGCUCUGGUUGGUGCAGGGAUACUCCGACGGACUUGGGCCAAGACCGACGGACGUUGUUUGGAGGCUUGCCGUGCAGGUGGGCGUCCAUCUGCUGAGCUUUGGUACGUUUGGGGGCACGCCGGCUCAAGCUGAGGAUGUGGCAAGGCAUGGAAGAGAUAUUAUUGUGAACGCCUGGAAGAAGAACAGAUCUUGGUUUGGCGAGAACGAGCUUGCAUGUUUGUUUACCCGGGUUGAAGAAUAG
Messenger RNA from Fusarium vanettenii 77-13-4, 1125 nucleotides. RefSeq lists its product as uncharacterized. The coding region runs from base 1 to 1125 and encodes 374 amino acids. The transcript is spliced from 3 exons. Lineage: Eukaryota; Fungi; Ascomycota; Sordariomycetes; Hypocreales; Nectriaceae. The record is from RefSeq and is a predicted model, not a curated record.